This is a messenger RNA of Malaya genurostris, 821 nucleotides long. RefSeq lists its product as uncharacterized. The coding region runs from base 147 to 785 and encodes 212 amino acids. NCBI's taxonomy places the organism in Eukaryota, Metazoa, Arthropoda, Insecta, Diptera, Culicidae. The record is from RefSeq and is a predicted model, not a curated record. The transcript has a single exon.
UACAGAAAUAUCUUUGAACAUGGUAACUCUGCAUCCAGCAAGUGUUCUAAAACGUCAAAACAAAAGAAAAAUCAAAACACGUGAAGUUUAAAUUUCUAUAACAGCAUAUUUUCUCUACAAGUUUUCUAUAGUUUUCAAUUUAAAACAUGAGUACCAGACGUGGGGAUAGUGGUCAUCGAACGCGCGCACAGAAGCAUAAAAAUACAUUUGCCUUCAAAAAUGAUCUUCAUGAUAUGCACACACCUCUCAUAAAAUUGAUUAAUACGCUAAAUGUAUGCGAAGUUUGCGAGCAUUGCAAAGAGAUAAUCGAGUGGAAAAUCAAAUACCGAAAAUACAAACCACUGUCUCAGCCUAAAACUUGCAAUCAAUGCAAUGAACGGAAGGUGAAACGAGCUUACCAUGUACUGUGCCGGGACUGUGCACUCGACAGUAAGCGUUGUGCUAAAUGUCUCAAGCCAGCCGAAGAAGUCACAAUCAUUCCACCGGAACCUACCGAUGAGGAGAAACGCAUGCUAAAAGUGGAAAUGGAUCAACUUAUCAAGUCGCUACCGGAGAGGAAAAGGCGAACGUUCCUGCGAUAUAUGAACAAGAAUAAAAAGAAGGAAAAUGUCGAAUCGGAAGGCGACGAUGCAGAACUUCGCGGGAAGAAUAAUGAAAAUACACUAAGGACAAGAGAAGAACUGUUGGAAAAAUUUGAGCAGCUCAAACUUGCUGGAAACAACGAGGAAUCUUCUUUGUUCUCUGGUAGUGACUAUGAAGAUUUCAGCGAUGAGCAUUCAGAAUAAAAUUGUGUUCGAAAUAAAAUUCUUUUAAUGCACUAA